This is a messenger RNA of Humulus lupulus (European hop), 3868 nucleotides long. RefSeq names its product protein BLISTER-like. The record is from RefSeq and is a predicted model, not a curated record. Gene Ontology annotation, biological process: regulation of growth. The transcript has 14 exons. The coding region runs from base 583 to 1704 and encodes 373 amino acids. NCBI's taxonomy places the organism in Eukaryota, Viridiplantae, Streptophyta, Magnoliopsida, Rosales, Cannabaceae.
UAAAAUAGUGCCAAAUGUCUUUUCUACAGUAACUCCCAUUUCCCGGUACCCAUUUCCCCUAUACCCAUUUCUUCAAUCUUUCUCCAUCGGCAGUUUGAUCCAUUUCCCCCUCUCCCGAUAAUGUGCGAGGACUCUCUUCAUCUUCGGUGACGACCUUCCACUUUAUUCCAUCGACAUCUUUCAUCUCGACAGUCGUUCACCCUGUUCCAGCCCUCCAUCGACAACUUUCUUCUCAACCCCACUUUCUAACUCAAGGACACGGGAUGAGUCUCACAGUUCACUGAAACCGUAAGGUGUUUUAGCUGCCCAACCGAACAAUACCCAUCAUCAAAAGAAGCUCAGAUUUGGGUCCAAUGGUGAGUUUAAGAUACAACAAGUGGACUUUCUGUGGUGGAAAUUUACAUUGAACAAUACCCAUCAACCGACUUAUUUACAGUGAAAAGCACAGGUGGAAAUUUAGAAGACUCUGACUUGGGGAUAAGCAAAAGGGGUCUAAAACAGCUGCAUGAGAUGUUUAAUUCAGAAGGAGCAAUGCAGUGCCUAAGUUGAGAUGUUUAAUCCAACAACUUGAAAUCAAAGAGCAUGGAUAUCCUAGGAUCGUCUCCUUUUGAUAAGCCAUCCACAUAUUCUGAAAGUUUAGGUCCACUUUCAAAGCUUGACUCCCAUAGCAAUUCAUAUGCAUUUGAAUCUUCAAUGAGUUCAGUUUCUGAUAGUAUCGUGAGUGACCUGCCAAAACCAUCUGUAUAUGAAAAUGGCAUGGAGAGGAAACAUGAUUUUUACUUACCUAAGCAUAAUGAAGACUUUACAGCUCUGGAACAGCAUAUUGAGGAUUUGACACAAGAAAAAUUCUCCUUGCAACGUGCACUUGAGGCCUCUCGCGCUUUAGCAGAGUCACUGGCUUCUGAAAAUUCUUCUCUUACAGACACAUAUAACCAACAGGCACUUAGACUGAGAUCUAGUGAGCUAAAGCUUGAGAGGCAAUUGGAGAACUCACAAGCUGAAAUCUCUUCAUACGAAAAGAAAUUGUCUAGCAUAGAGAGGGAUCGUAUGGACUUGCGGUCAACUAUUGAUGCUCUUCAAGAAGAGAAAAAGCUGUUGCAGUCCAAGUUACGCAAAGCUUCCACUGGUGGAAAAUCCAUUGAUGUUACCCAGAGUAGUACACAUAAGAAAGAUGAAUCUACUUCUACCGAAGAUUUAGAAAAUGAAGAUACCAUUACCAAUACCUCGAAUCAGGAAGUGCGGGAUACAUCUUUUAUUGGAAUUGAUGCCUCCAAUUUUUCAAUGUUGCCUGACAAUGGCUAUUCAAAUAUACCUCCUGAUCAGAUGAGAAUGAUUCAAAACAUUAAUGCAUUAAUUGUAGAGUUGGCUAUGGAGAAGGAAGAGUUGGUUCAAACUUUGGCAUCUGAGUCAUCUCAUUGUUCUCAGUUGAAGGAGUUGAACUAUGAGUUGACCCGAAAACUUGAAGCUCAGACUCAGAGAUUAGAGUUUUUGACUGCUCGAAGUAUGGCUAAUGAGACUAUCUCUGCAAGACAACCUGAUUCUCAGGAUGUCCGUGAGAACAUUCAAUAUGCUGAUGAAGGUGACGAGUAUGGAAGAGGCAAAAAGAAAAUUUAUGCUUGUAGCACAACAACUUGCACAGGCUUUCAAGCUGUAAUGACCGAAGAAGAGUCAGAGAAGUUUAAUGGAACUGGUGUAGUGCUAUGAAUGUAUGGCCUGCCCUUAUUGUUGAGACAAGGAAUGCUUUCAGGGCUUUAUACAGGGCAUUCUAACAUCAUCUGAACAGGUUGAUAUAACCAUGUUAGAAGACGAACUACCAACAAAAAGAUGACUUUCAUCCGCCCUUGUCAAGGUAUAAAGAAGAAAGUCUUCUGUUGUGCUUUAGAAUUAUGCACGAACUACCAACAAAAAGAUGACUUUCAUCAGCCCUUGUCAAGAUAUGCCGAGGGCACGAUGACAGGUGGCUUCCAACGAACCGGACGAUGCUCCUUUACUGGCAUCCGAACUGGUGUCGCGCGUGUCCGAAAACAAACUGAAGAACAUUGUGGAUCACUAUCGUGUCCCUCCAGAGUACGCGUUAUAUAUUCCUCAGGAGACAUGCUGGGCUGACUGUCCUAGGCCCGGUUUCGUGGCCCUCAGCGAGCACAUCCUUAAGGCGGGUGGUACCAUCCCGUUACACCCGUUCUUUGUUGCGGUCCUCAACUACUUGGACCUUGCCCCGCUUCAGCUGGCACCCAAUUGCUGGCUGAUUUUAAGCUGCCUCUUCGUUGCAUUUACAAAGCUAUUGAAACGCGCUCCUACAGCGACAGAGGUGCAUUUCCUCUACAACCUCAUGCCCCUUCCCAAGUCAAAGGGCUUUUACUAUUUACAAAAAGCCAACAACGAGGCCUCUUUGAUAGAGGGCUCGGUGUCCAACCCGGGGUCCUGGAAGCAGGACUUUUUCUUCGUGGAAGGCCCCCUCUCUGUCCGCGAGGACUUCCGGGCCACCCCCAAGCAAUUCGCCGAACCCACAGUUGUCGGGUCGGAAGCGAGAGACAUGAGAAAGUUCCUCAGCGCUGACCCCGCUACGAAAAAGGCGGUGUGCCUAUUCACCGUGAAUAAUCUGCACCACCAUAAAUUGUCCCCUGUCUGGGACCCCAAGUUGUUGUGGACCAUCUCUGGGUCUAAGAAGAUGAAGGGGGUAUUGUCCGAGCCUUGCCCAGAUGACGAUGAGGCUGAGGAAGAGACGGAGGAAGCCCCCUUGACCGCGGGGGGACCUCACCAGCUGCCUCCAUCUCCUGGGGGAUGCCCUCCAUGUGCCUCUUAUGAUCCGGACAUAGCCCCUAAUUUUCAAGACCAGCAGGUCAUUCCAGGGUGUUUUGUUUGUCUUGACCCUGAGGGCUACGAUGCUUUCACUCAGGCUCCUCUCGACCCUGGACCAUCGGGGACUUAUUUCGCCGAUCUUCCGGACCUCUGAUAUACCGGGGCCUCACUUUUCCACUUUCACCGCGCCCCCUCCCGUUUCGGCGAGCGGGUCGUUCGUCCUCACCCAGCCAGGUGCCCCUGGUGUGGAUGGGGAGCCCUGGGUGACUUGGAUGGCGACGUCUUACGGGCAGCGAUACAUCCAACUUGCCUUGGGCCUCCCCGUAUCUGACUGGAACGGUCUUGGGAAUGUUGCUCUGUCGGACCGUGGGGAAAACCUAAGGCGCACCAUGACUUGGGUGAAUUCAUGCACCUCGCGUCGGCCCUAUUAUGUAUAGAUGUACAUGCAUAUAUUUUUUUGUUUUUGUUACUUAUUGUUGUUGUUGUUAACUUUCUUGUGCAAGCCUAUACUGUGGCUCUGUGGUUUGCCGACUCGGCUGGCAAUCUCUCCGCGUCGUGCACCGAGAGGGACCAUCUCGCAGCAUGGGCUUAGGAGCUCGAGAGAGAGCUUAAUGAAACCACGGAUAAAUUGACAAGGGUUCGGACCAAACUUGCCAACUCAUUAAAAAAGAGGAAGAAAGCGAUUGCCAAGGCCUCGAAGCUGCAGGACACGGUUACCAAGCUAGAGAACGAGCUCCAGGGUGCCCAGGCUACCGCGGCUGCUGCCCAGGCGAGGGUCUCUUCCCUAGAGAUUGAUCUUGAAGCUGCUAGAGCUGAGGUUGCUGCGUCGCAGGAGAGGGUUGCCUCUUUAGAAGCGGAGAGGGCGACUACUGAGCAUAGGUCUAUAGAGCGCGCCCUCUAUGGCGUAUGGAGGUAGGACCUCAAUUUUGACUUCUCCUCCUUUGGCGAGUAUGCCGUGACCCGGGUAGCUGGGUGGAGCACCUGGGGCAGGAGGCCCUGAGGUUGCUAUUUCAUUACCUCUGCCAGCCGGUUAUAGAUGUAUGCUCGUUUGAGCCGUUGUAAUAUUAUC